Scomber japonicus (chub mackerel) is the source of this 2090-nucleotide messenger RNA. Its product is annotated as zinc finger protein 84-like. The record is from RefSeq and is a predicted model, not a curated record. The coding region runs from base 39 to 2090 and encodes 683 amino acids. Lineage: Eukaryota; Metazoa; Chordata; Actinopteri; Scombriformes; Scombridae. The transcript has 3 exons.
UGUAGUUGUCUCUUCUGUGACUCUACGAUCUGUGGAAAAUGUCCAGAUUUCAGGAACUUAAAGAUUUAUUCAAACGGCGGCUGAUAAAUGCGGCUCGCGCUCAUCUGUUUGAACAUUUCGAGGAAUCAAUAUCUGGAGUUGAAAAGAAGAUCGAUCACAAACGGAAACUGCUGGAUUUGGUUUUAUACCCCGACGUGAAGCUGCAGAGAACAGAGAGUCCUGCAGACGUUCAGCAGCUGUUAGAGACUAGAGAAGAAGUUCCCAGCUCCAGUCAGGACCACCAACACCCAGAUCCUUCACACAUUAAAGAGGAACAUGAGGAAGUCUGGACCAGUCAGGAGGGAGAGCAGCUUCAGGGACUGGAGGAGGUUGAUAUCACCAAGUUCAUAUCGACUCCUGUUCCUGUGAAGAGUGAAGAUGAUGAAGAGAAACCUCAGUCCUCACAUCUUCAUCAAAGACUAACUGAGGAGAUAAAGACAGAAGCUGAUGGAGAGGACUGUGGAGGAUCAGAACCAGACAGGAACUCACAUCCAGAUACACAUUUACUACCUGAUACUGAUGACAAGACUUCAGACUCUUCUAAACUUGACACUGAUGGCAGUGAUUUUUGGAAAGAGACAAGACAACAUCCAUCAGUCUCUGACAGUCAUGUGAGGUGUAAGACUGACCGGGGACGAUUAAACCCCUCUGAGAAUGAUAAAGCUUUUACAGAAAGAGAAAGUCUGAGCCAAUACAUGGCAUUACAUACAGAGGUAAAGAGGGAGGACCCAGAUCCUCCACACAUUAAAGAGGAACAGGAGGAAGUCUGGACCAGUCAGGAGGGAGGGCAGCUUCAGGGACUGGAGGAGGCUGAUAUCACCAAGUUCAUAUUGACUCCUGUUCCUGUGAAGAGUGAAGAUGAUGAAGAGAAACCUCAGUCCUCACAUCUUCAUCAAAGACUAACUGAACAGAUGGAAACAGAAGCUGAUGGAGAGGACUGUGGAGGAUCAGAACCAGACAGGAACUCACAUCCAGAUACACAUUUACUACCUGAUACUGAUGACAAGACUCCAGACUCUUCUGAACCUGAUGGCAGUGAUUUUAUCUGCAGUGUCUGUAACAACAGAUUCAGAUCAAAGUCACUGUUUCGAUACCACAGGUGUGAUCCUGAGUCAACACAAAAUCAUCCCUGUGAAGAACCCAAGAAGAGAUUCUGUGAAUGCCCCGAUUGUGGAAAAAAAUUUAGAUAUAAUUCACACCUGAUUGAGCACCAGAGAACUCACACAGGGGAGCAGCCUUUCAACUGCUCAGAUUGUGAACACAUGACACACCACACCAGGCCAGAGGAGAACCCAUUCUGCUGCAGUGACUGUGGCGAAGGAUAUCGUUGGCAAUAUCAGCUGAAAAUACACGAGUGUCCUUCUAAGUCAUCUCAGCAAAGCAAAACAGACUUUAAGAAAAAUGACUGUGGAGAAGCUCAACAGUCCAGAACCUUAGAUCCAGAGAGACAUUCGAAACCAGAUACUGACAAAAAGUCUUUGGUAUCUUCUGACACUAAUGGCAGCACUGACAUUUCUUUUUGGAAAGAAACCAUUGAUGAAGGAUGUCAAACUGACAAGAAGUCAUUCACUCCUACUCCAAUCAAGAGUGAAGAUGAUGAAAAGAAACGAUUAAACCCCUCUGAGAAUGAUAAAGCUUUUACAGAGAGACAAAGUCUGAGUCAAUACAUGGCAUUACAUACAGAGGUAAAGAGGGAGGACCCAGAUCCUCCACACAUUAAAGAGGAACAGGAGGAAGUCUGGACCAGUCAGGAGGGAGAUCAGCUUCAAGGACUGGAGGAGGUUGAUAUCACCAAGUUCAUAUUGACUCCUGUUCCUGUGAAGAGUGAAGAUGAUGAAGAGAAACCUCAGUCCUCACAUCUUCAUCAAAGACUAACUGAGGAGAUAAAAACAGAAGCUGAUGGAGAGGACUGUGGAGGAUCAGAACCAGACAGGAACUCACAUCCAGAUACACAUUUACUACCUGAUACUGAUGACAAGACUUUAGACUCUUCUGAACCUGAGAGUGAUGACAGUGAUUUCUGGACACCGAUAAGGAAAAGUCAUGUUUAA